Molecule: messenger RNA, 1591 nt
Organism: Mus musculus (house mouse)
Lineage: Eukaryota; Metazoa; Chordata; Mammalia; Rodentia; Muridae
Gene: Tuba1a
Product: tubulin, alpha 1A
Exons: 4
Coding region: 49-1404 (451 amino acids)
Biological process (GO): microtubule-based process
Cellular component (GO): cytoplasmic ribonucleoprotein granule; recycling endosome; axonemal microtubule
Molecular function (GO): GTP binding; structural constituent of cytoskeleton; identical protein binding
Source: RefSeq, marked provisional
CCUCCUCCUCGCCUCCGCCAUCCACCCGGCAGCCGCGAAGCAGCAACCAUGCGUGAGUGCAUCUCCAUCCAUGUUGGCCAGGCUGGUGUCCAGAUCGGCAAUGCCUGCUGGGAGCUCUACUGCCUGGAACAUGGCAUCCAGCCUGAUGGCCAGAUGCCAAGUGACAAGACCAUUGGGGGAGGAGAUGACUCCUUCAACACCUUCUUCAGUGAGACAGGAGCUGGCAAGCAUGUGCCCCGGGCAGUGUUCGUAGACCUGGAACCCACGGUCAUCGAUGAAGUUCGCACCGGCACCUACCGCCAGCUCUUCCACCCUGAGCAGCUCAUCACAGGCAAGGAGGAUGCUGCCAAUAACUAUGCUCGUGGCCACUACACCAUUGGCAAGGAGAUCAUUGACCUUGUCCUGGACAGGAUUCGCAAGCUGGCUGACCAGUGCACAGGUCUCCAGGGCUUCUUGGUUUUCCACAGCUUUGGCGGGGGAACUGGCUCUGGCUUCACCUCCCUGCUGAUGGAGCGGCUCUCUGUGGAUUACGGAAAGAAGUCCAAGCUGGAGUUCUCCAUUUACCCAGCCCCCCAGGUUUCCACUGCUGUGGUUGAGCCCUACAAUUCCAUCCUCACCACCCACACCACCCUGGAGCACUCUGAUUGUGCCUUCAUGGUAGACAAUGAGGCCAUCUAUGAUAUCUGUCGUAGAAACCUCGACAUUGAGCGCCCAACCUACACUAACCUAAACAGGUUGAUAGGUCAAAUUGUGUCUUCCAUCACUGCUUCCCUCAGAUUUGAUGGGGCCCUGAAUGUUGAUCUGACAGAAUUCCAGACCAACCUGGUACCCUACCCUCGUAUCCACUUCCCUCUGGCCACUUAUGCCCCUGUCAUCUCUGCUGAGAAAGCCUACCACGAGCAGCUUUCUGUAGCAGAGAUCACCAAUGCCUGCUUUGAGCCAGCCAACCAGAUGGUGAAAUGUGACCCUCGCCAUGGUAAAUACAUGGCUUGCUGCCUGCUGUACCGUGGUGAUGUGGUUCCCAAAGAUGUCAAUGCUGCCAUUGCCACCAUCAAGACCAAGCGUACCAUCCAGUUUGUGGACUGGUGCCCCACUGGCUUCAAGGUUGGCAUUAACUACCAGCCUCCCACUGUGGUACCCGGUGGUGACCUGGCCAAGGUGCAGAGAGCUGUGUGCAUGCUGAGCAACACCACAGCCAUUGCUGAGGCCUGGGCUCGCCUAGAUCACAAGUUUGAUCUGAUGUAUGCCAAGCGUGCCUUUGUGCACUGGUAUGUGGGUGAGGGCAUGGAGGAGGGUGAGUUCUCUGAGGCCCGUGAGGACAUGGCUGCCCUAGAGAAGGAUUAUGAGGAGGUUGGUGUGGAUUCUGUGGAAGGCGAGGGGGAGGAAGAAGGAGAGGAAUACUAAAUUAAAUGUCACAAGGUGCUGCUUCCACAGGGAUGUUUAUUGUGUUCCAACACAGAAAGUUGUGGUCUGAUCAGUUAAUUUGUAUGUGGCAAUGUGUGCUUUCAUACAGUUACUGACUUAUGAAUGAUUGAUUUGACAGAGACCCAAGCUGCCCAUUUCACUUAUGGGUUUUAAAUAAAAUACUCCC